GAAGAGGCUUGAGUUUCAUGUUGGCUCCACACACUCCGGGGCAGCAGGUGGCAGCAUGCACCUGCCUUUACUCCAUCUGUCAGUAAACACUGAAGACGAAGCAGCUCGGCUCCGUCUCUGGAGUUAGUCUGGAGUUGUGCUUCCCAGCAGCUGGACUGUGGAGACAACGACAGAGCAGACACACACACACACACACAGUGAGAACAUCAGGAGCAGUGAGACAGGCAGUGAGACAGGCAGUGAGACAGGCAGUGAGACAGGCAGCACGGCGUUUAAACCGGGAGCACGCGGGGACAAGAUGAGUGACGCCGCUGUGGACACGAGCACGUUAUGUCUGUUCGACGUUGACGGCACGCUCACGGCCGCGAGACAGCGUGUGACUCCAGACAUGGUAGAGUUCCUUGAGAAGCUGAGGACUCGGGUUCGAGUCGGGGUGGUAGGAGGGUCAGACCUCUGCAAGAUCAAAGAGCAGCUGGGAGAUGAUGUGAUCCAGAAAGUGGACUACGUGUUUGCUGAGAACGGUCUGGAAGCCUAUAAAGACGGACAGUUUCUCUCUGUCCAGUCCAUCCAGGCCCACAUGGGAGAAGAGCUACUGCAGGAUUUCAUCAACUUCUGUCUCAACUACAUGGCCACGAUCAAACUGCCCAAGAAGAGGGGAACAUUCAUCGAGUUCCGUAACGGCAUGCUGAACGUCUCUCCUAUUGGACGGAGCUGCACACAGGAAGAGAGGAAAGAGUUCUACGAGCUGGAUCAGAAAGAGAAGAUCAGAGAGAAGUUUGUGUCCGUGUUAAGGGAAGAGUUCAAAGGAAAAGGACUGACGUUUUCAAUCGGAGGUCAGAUCAGCUUUGAUGUGUUUCCUGAUGGCUGGGACAAGAGGUUCUGUCUGGGGAUUGUUGAGAAGGACAACUACUCCACUAUUCACUUCUUUGGAGACAAGACCAAACCGGGAGGAAACGACUACGAGAUCUACUCCGACCCUCGGACCGUCGGCCAUGAAGUCUCCUGUCCGGAGGACACACGGCAGCUGUGUCAGCAGCUUUUCUUCUCAUGACGGAGACGACGCAGACCUGCUGUCACCGCGUGAUCCUGUCUGUCUCACAGACGUCUUCUUGUAUCUGUGGAUAUCUGGGAUUAGGUUUAAUUACAAAAACGAGAGGCGUCUGUGGCGACAUGGAGGAGGGAGAGGGAAAACCUGUGGGUGUGUGUGUGGGUCUUGAAUGAGAGCUGUCAUGGUGAUGGUUUGUCUUCCCUCAUGGUAAACGUUGAGUCAAACUCACUUACCAACUUCAUCUCUGUCUGCUUACUUCUCAUUUUUCAUGGCAAAAACAAACCGCUUGGAUCUAUCGAUCCUUGUCCUGCGUGUCAACACCACCAACACCACCCUGAAUCUGAUUCUGAAUCUGCUUUUUAACUCAACUCCCACAUGACCCUCAGUGCCUCUGACACAAAGACAAUGACAAUGUCAGUUUGUAGUGAAGUUAGGGGAAACUGCUCACACAUCUGUUCGUUCAAACACCUGAAUGCUGCUGUUUCUUCCCUCCACAGCUCGUUUGUCAGUCAAAUGUUGUGGCCUGAGCCUCUUUGGGUUUUUGUGUUGACGGGUUAACUCUUUGUUCAGCUGCGUGCACCAUCAGUGCUAAUGUUAGAUUUCAUGAACAGUGUUGACAGUAGCAGUACAGAGUGGUAAUCUGACAGGACCAGAACAUUCUGUGAAGCGCUGAGUCAUGACCUCUGUGGUACCUUUUUAUUAAAUAUUUGAGACUGUAUCUGAGAAGUAACUGCUUCUACAAUUGCGUGACUUUCCGAACACACGACACAUCAACUUAUAUGAAGACGUGAAGAGUGAACAGUAAAAGAAGGGAACAACUGUUUUUAACCUCAAGUAGAAAUGCAUGAGAACAUUUUCCUAAAUCUUUUUUGUUGUUGGUUGAUUAAAUCUCAUUUUUCUCUUCUCA
Molecule: messenger RNA, 1955 nt
Organism: Larimichthys crocea (large yellow croaker)
Lineage: Eukaryota; Metazoa; Chordata; Actinopteri; Sciaenidae
Gene: pmm2
Product: phosphomannomutase 2
Exons: 8
Coding region: 299-1051 (250 amino acids)
Biological process (GO): protein N-linked glycosylation; mannose metabolic process; GDP-mannose biosynthetic process
Cellular component (GO): cytosol
Molecular function (GO): phosphomannomutase activity
Source: RefSeq, a predicted model, not a curated record